Molecule: messenger RNA, 2861 nt
Organism: Entrophospora sp. SA101
Lineage: Eukaryota; Fungi; Glomeromycota; Glomeromycetes; Entrophosporales; Entrophosporaceae
Source: the annotation of a GenBank genome assembly
AUGACAGAUGUGGAAGGCAGCAUUAGAUCAUAUAGAAGAAGAUUUGCAGCAUUUCCUUCAGAUGUCUCUUUAAGAAGUAGAAGGAACUUAAUAAGACAAAUUGAAUCAGAUGUUGAACGUGAUGAAGAUAAAAACAAAACUCCUGCAGAAAUAAUACAAGAUGUUCUCAAUUGUAUUCAGAAUAGAUCCGAAGAACCUGGAAUAAGAAUUGAUAAAUUAAAUGGCUUGGUUAGAUUAAUAAAAAAUCACGAAAGGCUAAAAUACACUUAUCCUGCAGAACCAUUUCUAAAAGGGUUGAGAUUUUGUAUAUCAGAUUCAGUUAAAGAAGUGAGAAUUGCAGGAUAUCGAACAUUAAGAUACUUGAUUGCAGAUUCAAGUACUUUAGAUAAAAUAAUAAAUUUACAUUAUGAAGUAUUUAUUAUACGAUCUCUGGCAAAAGAUCCACGUUCAUUCAACGAUGAACGUGAGCAAGUACUGAAAUUGAUUAGAGCAUUUUCUGAUGUGCUUGAUGGAACAAAAUAUAUAUCAUUUGGUAUUAUACGUUCUAUUGUCUCUAUUGCAGAGCAAUCAGACGACAAAUUAAGAAAUAUUUGCUUGGAGACCUUGGCUGAAUUAUUGCUUCGAGAUCCAAAAUUAGUAACCUAUUGUGGUGGAAUGAGAGUUUUACUCCAAGCCUUGGUUGAUGGUCCUUUAGAUAUCGUUGAAUAUCUUAUUAUGGCUUUAUUAUAUGUGAUAGAUCUACCUGAUUCUAGAGAAUGUAUUAGACCGGGAGUUGAUUUAGAGAUUGUUCUUUCUGGAUUUACAGAUGCUUGUAAUAAAGGACAGAAAUACGAGCAACAGAUAAAAGCUAGUUCGAGGGCAAUUGCUGUUCUGCUAAAAUCGUGGACUGGAAUUAUAUUUUUUUGUAUGAAUGAUAAACAAGCAAUUAAAUCUAUUGUAGGGUCUUUAAGAAUCACAACUGAUGAAACACGGGAAAUCAUGCUUGAUAUGUUUUUCGAUAUAUUUCGGAUAAAAACACCAAGUUGGUAUAAUAAUUUUUUGACUGGAAAAAGGAUUACUGUGUUUGGUAAUUCAAUGUUCGAAGACAAAAAUCGUAAUGAAUCACAACCUAUUAUAUCCAGGACUCAAGAUCGUCACAAUUUGUUAGAACAUCAUUUAGUGAUCUUACUGGAUAUUUUUAUUGAUUGUGGACUUCUAGAGGUAUUAGUAGAAAUUAUUGAAGAUAAAAAUCAACAUAUCGCUAGAAAGGCUACUCUUUUUAUCGGUGAACUUUUACAAUUAUCAAAUAGAUUGUUAUCGGUAUCUCGCUCUAUACGUAUACAAUCAUUACCUGGACUUUUCAAAUUGGCAACAAAAUUUGAUGAUGAGAUCGUUAGACAUAGUGCAACGGCUGCUUUAUCUCAUAUUGAUAAUCUCAAUAGGACUAGAAGUCGUCUUCAAUCCAGCGGCAUAGAUGAACAUAACCGAGCCUCAACUCCUCGUAAAAGGCAGGUUCGACAAGUAGAAAAUGUUAAACUUAAAAUGGGAAUACAAAUUGAAGAUGGACAAUUUAGAGCAAUGUUAUUAGAUUCUCAGAUUUUAGCUAGUAAAGAUUUUACAAAAUGGAAUUUAGAAAUAGCGAUGGAAUUACUACAAGGACCUUUAUUAAAUCCUAAAAGACUUGAAGAAGUCAUAAGAAUAAAAUUCAUCAAGCAGCUGAUUAGUUUCUUUCGGCCCAAUAAAAGACGGUUCUCAGAAGUUGAAAAAAGUCCGGAAAAUGAACGUUAUACUCAAUUAGGUUGUACUCUUAUAACUACUUUAUUAACAAAUCCUGAUGGCGUAAAAUUUUUGGAAGGAAAUAAAUUUUUAAGACAAAUUGCUGAUGGCCUUAACCAACUUGACCCAAUUAACGGAAGUUUUGAAGCUGAACCAUUUUUUUCAAAAGAAAGACUUAACGUUACAUUAACAUCAGGAUAUUUCAAAAUGCUUGGAGUUUUAAGCAAAUUCAGAGAUGGAGUCAAAUUAUUAGAAAAAUUCAAAAUAUUUAAUACAUUUUAUCAUCUAAGUGAAUUAAAAAGUCGCGAGGAUUUAAUUAAAGCAAUCAUCACAAAUUUAGAUUAUAGUCUAGAUGGACAUCCGCGUAUUCUUUUAUCUAAAGUUAUGACUUCAGGAUACAAACGUGUAAGAUUAUAUGCCACCAAACAUUUAGGUGUAAUUUUAAGAACGUCGGCCAAAAUGUUUAAUGAAUGGGGAAUACCAUUAUUGAUUACACAGCUUUACGAUCCGGCAAUGGAAGUUUGUCAAAUGGCAGUUCGUGUGCUGGAGGAAACGUGUAAUCAUAAAGAAAACAUAGAAUUACUUGUAAAGCUACGACCAAGUCUUGAUCAUUUAGGUGAAAUUGGGAAUCCAUUAUUAUUGAGAUUUCUGUCAACAUCGAUUGGGUUCAAAUAUCUUUAUGAAUUUGAUUAUGUUGAAAAAGAGAUGGAUGAAUGGUUUCAGGGCAAUAUUGGAUCGUCAAAGAGUGGCUUACAGUUUCUUGAAGAAGAAAAUAUUAUUACAAAUAUUAAAUGUAUCGCAGAAAAUUCUUCGGUUCUCUCAUUGAAAGGGUUUACUGCAUCAGGUGUUGAGAUUUUGGAGGAAUUAGAAUGGGAAAGUGUUUAUGAUCCAGAUACGGGAGUUGGUACAGGACUAUGUAUCCCAAUGAAUUCCCAAGCAUUUCUUUCGUUUCCUAAAUGGAAUUAUAAAGGUUUUUAUAAUCCAGCAGAUAAAUUAAUUAAACCACUAUCAUCAUCAAAUAAUCAAAUCGAAAGAGACUUAUUAAAAGCAAUGUCAAAUUUAACAAAUAGAAUAUUGUCAAGUACAGGAUCACGUGCUUUAGCAAA